GAGGCAGGCGUGAGCAGAACUCUGCUAACUCUGACAAAAUGUGUCGGUAAAAUCAGUUGGCGAUCGCAAGGGGAGAAGUUUAAGUGAUUGCACUUAAAGUUGUGUAUAUGAGUCACGAAUGGAUCCUAAUUCAAACCUAAUCCAGAAAGGACUGUUUUACUUUUUAUUGGUCUGUGUUUGUCUAGUACAUCAAGUGUGUAUUUCGUGGGCAGUUGAAAGCGUGAAUUUAACUCACCAACAUGAUCCUGAAAACAGGAGCAGCGGGAUAAUGUUGGCGAAAUGGGAGACCCGUUCCCAUGCCGAGCAGCAAGUCCAGUUAAACAGCACAUCCUCAGAGCAGAGAGAAGCAUGGGCUGCCCGCAGAUCCAGGGGGACUAUAGAUCCUUGUGUGGUUCUAUGCCUGCAUGGGGAUCAUUGUCUCUAUCCAGGCUCCUGCAACUGUUCCUCAUAUCAUGUUACCGGAUCACACUGCCAAACAGUUCCAAAUACAGGCUUGGAAAGAGAGAUGGCGUGUCGAUCAUGGGGGCAAUACAGUUAUGAAACAUUUGAUGGCCUUUACUACUACUUCCCUGGCAAAUGCAGCUACACACUCGUGAAAGACUGUGAGGACAGCACAACGUCAGGUGUAUUCAUACAGGUCCAUAAUGAUCCAGACUGCAAUUCUAAUCCGUACUCCUGCAGACGAUCAGUAAGCCUCUUCUUGCCAUGGGAAGGCGAGAUCAGAUUACAAGGAUUCAAUGUAACAUUCAAAGGUCAAAGUCUACAGCUCCCACAUAAUAUUCAUGAUAUUGAGCUGGAGAGGAUCUCUGACUACAUCCUGGUAUCACAGCAUCAGAUUUUCAUGCUGGCAUGGCAGGGCCAUAGUAGCUCCAUCUAUAUUAAGAUGAAUCCAGAAUUUGUGGGUCGCACCUGUGGGCUGUGUGGCAACUUCAAUGCAGAUGUUCAAGAUGAUCUGAAAACCAGCUAUGGUGUGUUCACAGACAAUCUUUCCAUGUUUGGGAACAGUUGGAUGGAGGAGGAGCCACAGCAGCUCACAUGUCCAAUGGUUCCAUCUUUCUACCCAUUUCCCUGUUCUACACAAGACCCCCAUGAUCUGCUGAAAGUGGCGGAGGUGUGUACAUCUUUACUGGAAGAUCCAUUUAAAUCCUGCCAUGAAUUUGUCAGUCCAUAUUCAUACAUGGCCAGCUGCUCUAAUGAUAUUUGCUUAUCUGGUUCCAGUGGUGAUAUGGUUUGCAAUGUGCUCACUGAGUAUACAAGAGCAUGUGCUCAUGCUGGACACCCAUUGCACAACUGGAGAGCACAUUUUCCUCUGUGUGGGAUUGAAUGCCCUGCAGAGCUAAUUUACAGAGAGUGCAUCACAUGUUGUCCUGUUCACUGCAAUACUGAACACAUCUGCAUUGACAACAAACUACAGUGUUUGGAUGGCUGCUACUGUCCAGAUGGGUUAAUCUAUGAGGAUGGCAUCUGUGUGAAGCCAUCAGACUGUCCUUGUGAACACCGGGGAAUGCUCUACCCUUCAGGACACACUAUACAGGAGGAGUGCAACAACUGCACUUGUGUUGGGGGCGUAUGGAACUGCACAGAGCACAGCUGCCCAGGGGAAUGCUCAGUUACAGGAGAUAUGUACUUUCAAUCUUUUGAUGGCCAGGUUUACACCUUCCAGGCUACAUGUCAGUAUGUUUUAGCCAAAAGCCGAAACCCAGGCGGGUUUAUUGUGACAAUCCAGAAUUCCCCAUGUGGACCUAAUUUGGAUGGGGCUUGUAUUCAGUCAGUGAACCUGGUCCUGAAUGAGGACCCUCGCACUGAGGUCACAAUCAGCCACAGUGGGGAGGUGUACAUGGCAAGCCAGAUUCGUGUCUCUCUGCCAUAUUCAGAUGAGAUGUUUCAGAUCCAGGAGCUAUCAUCCAUGUUUGUCCAGUUAAAGACAGUGCAGGGUUUACGGCUUCAGUACAACUGGAAAGAAUUUCGGCUGUACUUGCAGCUUGGAGAACUGUGGAGGGACAAUACAGUGGGGUUGUGUGGUACCUUCAAUGGUAAUAUACAGGAUGACUUUCUUGCACCAUCAGGCAUGAUAGAGAGUUCUCCAAACUUGUUUGGAAAUGCUUGGCGCUUGCCAUCAGCCUGCCUGCCACGGCCCAGUUUACCUCAGCUGGAUCCAUGUGAUACUCAUCAGCAAGCUGCGUCCUAUGCUGUGGAGAAGUGUGACAUAUUGACACAGGAGGUAUUUGCUGUGUGUCAUGAGCAUGUGAGUCCCAUGGCCUUCCAGCUGCAGUGCCGUGCAGAUGUGUGCAGGUGUGGAACGCCGUGUCUCUGUUCUGCUCUUGCCCAUUACAUACGCACUUGCAGGAAGCACAAUAUCAUCAUUGAGUUCCGCUCACAUGUGCCUGAAUGUGCUGUGACCUGUCCGCCAACAAUGGAAUAUGGUGUGUGUGUGUCAUCCUGUGAACGGCACUGCCUCUCCCUGUCACUCCCAAAGGUUUGUGGCGAUGAGUGUGAGGAGGGAUGUGUGUGUCCUCAAGGCACAUACUACAGCAUGCACACACAGACCUGCGUUAAAAGGAGUGAAUGCCCAUGUUCCUUCCUGGGAGCUGAUUACUCUCCUGGAGAUGUGAUUCUGACAUCAUCAGAUAUACAAAUUUGUCAAGAUGGAAAAUUUGUCUCACAAAGCAUUAUUACAGAUAAAUUUUGCCCUCCAGGACAAGUUUAUGAAGACUGUGGGAAUAUGGUGCAAGGACUUUCAGCUAGGAAAGGUUUGGCUUGUGUUCACACUUGUGAGUCAUACUUGCUUAACCUGACCUGCUCCAGUCAUGAGCCCUGUGUGCCCGGCUGUAUCUGUCCACUGGGACUUUUAAAGCAUGGUGAUGAAUGUAUUGAGCCUGUUUCAUGUCCAUGUUUAUGGAAGGGUAAAGAGUAUUACCCAGGGGACAGAGUGUCCUCACCCUGCCACCAGUGUGUGUGUCAGCAUGGUUUAUUCCAGUGCAACUUCCAUCCAUGUGCAUCAAUGUGUACUGUGUAUGGAGAUCGACACUACCGUACAUUUGAUGGAUUGCUAUUUGACUACAUAGGAGACUGUAAAGUUCACCUGAUAAAGAGCUCAACUGAUGUAACAUUGAGUGUUACAGCAGAGAAUGUAGACUGCUUUGAAAGUGGUGUGAUCUGCAGAAAAACCCUUUUUAUAUCUGUUGGGCAGUCCAUCAUUGUUUUUGAUGAUGAAAGUGGUAAACCUAAUCCAUCCAGUGUAAUCGACAGACAGAAUGUGUAUAUCCUUAAUGCAGGCUACUUCACUAUUAUCCAUCUAAAACAGUAUGAGAUAUCAGUGCUCUGGGACAGAAAAAACACCAUCCACAUACAAGCUGGAUCCCAGUGGCAGGGUAAACUAUCUGGUCUGUGUGGGAAUUUUGAUCUUAAAACAGUAAAUGAAAUGAAAACCCCAGAUAACAUGGACGUAUCAACGCCACAGGAGUUUGGCAACAGCUGGACAGCAGCAGAGUGUAUUAAAAGUCCAGAUUUAAGGCAUCCAUGUGCUUUGAAUCCAACCCGGGAAUCUUUUGCCAAAAGGCAGUGUGGGAUUCUCCUCAGCGAAGUAUUCCAAACAUGUCAUCCGGUGGUGGAUGUGACAUCUUAUUAUAUGAACUGCCUGGCGGAUACAUGUAGCUGCAGUCGAGGUGGUGACUGUGAAUGUUUCUGUUCAAGUUUGGCAACAUAUGCUCACAGCUGCUGCCAACAGGGAAUUCCUAUUGAUUGGCGAUCACCCUCCCUAUGCCCAUAUGACUGUGAAUACUACAAUAAAGUUUUAGGUAAAGGUCCUAUUAGGUUGCUGACCUACAGAGAGAGGGAUUUGCUAUUGGCAGCCAACCGGACAAGUGGGUUGGUGUUUCUGAAGAGGGGCGUGUCCAGCAGAGAUGGUCUUGUGACUCUGUUCAUGAUAACUCCAGGGCUCAGUAAAACCCGACCACAUGAUUCAUCAUUAGUAUCAUUUGAGGCAGCAGACAGGCCAAAUUAUUUCCUCCUCACAGAGCGCAGUGGCCACUUAAGGCUGCGUAAGUGGGAGGACAGCAGGGAAUUUUGUGAUUCAGCAACCUUCAUAAUGCAUAGGGAUACUUGGAUCACUGGAUUUGAUUCACUAGAAUCACUUGUGUGGCCUGGAUACUUUCUACACUACAUGCUGUAUAAACUGCAACUCCUGAAAUACAACCACUCACCUCGUUACCGCAGAGCCACUCUCUUCAAACUCGCUGGCAGCACUACAGACUUCUUAAUAAGUCCUCAGUGCCAGUGGAGGUAUGAAUCUUGUACAAGUCCAUGUUUUAGGACAUGUAGUGAUCCGGCAGCUCUGAGCUGUGUCACCACCCUAAAAGUUGAGGGAUGUUUUCCCCAGUGUCCAGCUGAUAUGGUCAUGGAUGAGAUGACUCAAAGAUGUGUCUAUUUAGAUGACUGUAUUAAACCUCCAGUUACACUGGCAGAAUUCAGUUUAACACCUACUGCAAUCACCUCUUCCACUCUGGCCACAGCAACUAUCAUCACCGUCACAUCAACUGAGGCACUCAAUACCACAAAGUCUUCUCCUCCAGAACCUAGAACUACCACUUCUACAACUGUUACUAAACACCAUUCAACCCUGUUGUCUCCACCUAUUACUACCUCUACCAUACCUGUGCCAGAUGACUCAAUGAAGACAUCUACAUUCCAUCCUAAGUCACUGGCUUCUACUGCUAGAAGCAUUACAUUGCUCACUACUACUAUUUUUACUCCUAGUGAAACAAUAAGGACAAUGACUACAACUCCAAGAGUAACACAAUCAGUAUCCAUUAGUACAAAUUUCUCUGUACCCCCCAGCAUGGACAUUUCCACCACCUCAACCAAAUUACUCACUGGGAUAAGUACUCUCCCUUCUAUAUUAGCAUUCACCACAGAGGCCACUACUGAGACCACACCAGAAACAUUCAAAGUACCUUUUAAUACUACCAGCCCUGAACCUGCCACAUUUUCAAAAACUUCCACAGUUAGAAUUACAAUACCUCCUGAAUUGUCUAAAACCAGUACAGAGACUAAGACCUUUUCUGCUGAAAACUUUACAUUGACCAAAUCUCUUGCAUUAGAUUUGAGCACAUCUGCCACCACUGCGCAUCAUAGUGUACCUGCCCCAUUACAGCCCCUUACUGUUAUGCUACCUACAAUCACUCCAAGAUAUUCCACAGAGUUUAUUACAGCUGUCAGUGCCUUCAACACACUAAAAACAACUACAGUGAGUAGUACCAGAGAACCUUUAAUAACACACACCAAAGAAAAAACUAUUCCUACUUCCUCAGCUGUAAUGAAAACAUCCACAACACAUAUCCCCAUGAAACCUAGAGAGUCAACCCAAACACUGUCAUUUACGGCUGCAUAUCCUUUGUCAAAGUACCCUGUGACCAGCAAAACAAUAUCAGACAUCUUCAACACCACAACCCAAAUUACAACAGUUCCUCCCAUGAUCUCUGCAGCUGAGCCAGUGGUAACUACAGCAACUACAACCUUUCAGCCAAUAUCUAUACCUUAUACCACUCAUACAUCCUGGUCUCCUGGUCUCCUACCUAUUGAUGAGACACACACAACCACAUCCUGGAGAAUGAGCCCCAGCACCAGAGGGACCACAUCCACUGAAUCUAUCUCAUAUCAAUCUAUCCCAAAUGAGUUUGAAAGCACAACUAAAGAUGUUACUCUAACAAAAAGCCUCCCAGUGCCAACUUUAACCAUGCACACUAAGGUCCUUCCUUCAGCUACAGCAUACAACAUAUCAACAUUACCACCUUUACAAAUUUUGCACACUCACAAGACAACCCCCAUAACUCCAAUGGUGAGCAAUGGUACUGUAGCUAAAGCUAGUUCUACAGAGUCACAUUUAGGUCCUCUUUCAUAUUCAUCCUCAACUUAUGCUCAUCUCUCAGAGAAAAUCAGCACUUUCACGACACAGCCUUCUACCACAACUUCCACAUUAGCAGAUGAAAUCAUCAUUAAAACAACACUUCAAGCAUAUACGCCUGCAGUUACAGUUUCACCUCAAACACAGGUGGCCGGUUCAGCUUCCACAUCCAAAACAACUGAGCCUCGUGCACCAACCACAGAGACUGUGUUUACCUCUUACUCACCCACUGUCAGCUCUGGGACCAUCCAUCAUAAAAUGGAGACGACUCAUUUCUUUCCUCACACUGAAAAAUUUGAGAUUUUUACUGAUAAAUCCUUGCAAUCAUGGUUACAGCCUACUUCCAGUCCCAGAAUGACUUCAUACACAGAAAGACCAGAGGCAAUGAUAACUCCCAACAUUUCAACUGUUCCUUCAACCAUUCACAAAACAUCCAAAAUCACCAUGACAACACACUUUCUUCCCCCAGUAGUCACUGAAAAAUCAAAAACAAUUACAUCCACAGAGAAAAUGCUAGAUACCACUGUUUAUUUAGAGAGAGCAAAGACUGUUUCACAAACUAGCUCUUUAAGUCCAUUAACAUUUUCAACCAUUCCUAGUACAAAGACACCACUUCAAAAGACUGAAAACCAAACUGCAGUGGGCCCCAAUGCAACAUCAGUCAGGACAAGCACAUCAACCACUGUUCCCACUGCCCCACAUGAUAAAACUACUGUCUCUGCAAGAACAAUCUCUCUUACCAUGUCCCCAUCAGAUUGGCAACUGGUGGAUAAGAUGACAUCAGCAACACACAUAACCACAGAAGAGCUACCAUCACCAGACAGUUCCCAAACUUCUAGCUCUGCAUUACUUAUCACACCCACCACACUUUACACAACAAGGACAAAGCAAUGGAUAACCCCAAAAGAGGAAUUUCUACAUUUAACUCCUUCAGUUUUGCCCACUUCAUCAAAGGAUGUUAGUGUCAUCAAAGUCUGCACUCCACCAUACUCUUUGGUAGUAGAUGAGUGCACUAAGCUCAUUUGUGUGAAUGGCCAGCUGAUCUUAUUUAAUAAGUCCCAGAGCUGCCCCUAUGACUCCAGCCCUCCAAACUGUGGUCUACUUGGCUUUGCUGUGCUGGUCAACGGAGACAAGUGCUGCCCAAAAUGGGACUGUCCAUGUCGGUGUUCAGUAUUUCCAGACCUAAAUAUUGUCACAUUUGAUGGGAACAGUGUAGCCCUUUACAAAGCAGCAGCAUACGUGGUGACACAACUCAUGAAUGAGACUGUCACCAUCCUGGUGCAGGAGUGCCUCAUCUCAGACAGCACACUUGUCUGGAACUUUACUCACUUGUGCCUGGCAGCUCUAAACAUUACGCAUGACUCCAAACAGGUGCUUGUUAAUCGUUUGCAGAGACGGGUAUAUAUUAACUCAAGAUAUGCAAUGCCACGUUUAAAAAAGGAUGGUUUUGAGGUUCUAGAUACAGGUAACAUGUAUCUGAUACGGACUCCUGCUGGCCUGAAGAUCCAGUGGUUCCACAGCACAGGCAUGAUGGUGAUUGAAACAGAGACUCGUGCCGAUAAGGCCUCCACCAUGGGGUUAUGUGGUUGUUGUGAUGGUAACUCACUAAAUGAUUUGAUAUUAGCCAAUGGUACUGUAGUGGCUGAUGCUGAAGAUCCAGCUGUUUUCAUUGAUAGUUGGCAGAUUCCCAACACUACAAGUUAUGUUGGCCUGAGCAGGAGAAGGGAGGCUAACUGCUCUACUAGUGAUUGCUCUGACUGCCUCAAUAUGCUCCACAACCUCACUUUCACUGCCUGUCAUUCUUAUGUUCCACCAGCUACAUUUUGUGAAGUAUGGGUACGAGAUGCGGAGUAUGUGAAUAACCGUUGUGUGGCUCUUGCUGCAUAUGUUGCCUCCUGUCACAAAUUUAACAUCUGUAUCGAGUGGAGAAGCCAAGACUAUUGUCCAUUUGUGUGUCCUGGGAAACUGCAAUACCAGGCAUGUCUCCCUGCUUGCACAGCUCUUUCAUGUCCUAAUAAGGAGUUUGAGUAUGAUGCUGUACAGUGUUCAGGCAUGUCCGAGGGAUGCAUGUGUCCAGAGGGGACAUUACUUCAUCGACCAUUCUCUGCACUCUGCAUCUCACCUGUGAAAUGUGCCUGUACAGAUAGUUUCGGAUCUCCCCGUGCCUUGGGUGAGGUUUGGAAAGCGUCAGUGGAUGGAUGCUGUAUGUAUCGGUGUGAGAGUGAUGGCAUUGUGCCUGUAGAGUUUGAGUGCAGUGAUAUUCCCCAGCCAGUCUGCACAAGAGCAGGAGAGAUCAGCGUUAGCCUGGCAGAUGACAACAACUGCUGCACCCAAAGAGUCUGUGUGUGUAACCAGAGCGCAUGUGAGACUACUUCAAUGAACUGUGGAUUUGGACAGAAGAUGGUGUUGUACUUCAGACAGGACUCAUGCUGUCCACAGUACACCUGUGAGUGUGAUCCUGACCAGUGUGUGCUAGAUGUCCCUGUUUGCAGAGAGGAUCAGACACUAAUUGCCACUCGCACUGAAGGAAGCUGCUGUCUGGCGUAUAUUUGCAUGUGUGCCAUAUGUUCAGAGGUGAUUCCAGAGUGUGAAGAUGGAGAGCUGCUUACUGUGGAGCCAAAUAGUACAGAUCGCUGCUGUCCCAUAUAUCACUGUUUGUGUGAGACUUCCAGGUGUUCAGUCAUCACAUGCCCAUUAGGAAUGGUUGCUGUUUCCAAUAUUGUUCCAAAGCAGUGUUGUCCAUCACAGGAAUGUAAAUGUGCAUGUGAGACAAUCUCUCAACCUAAAUGUGCCAUGGGUGAGAAUUUGCAAUUAAACAGAGCAUUUAUAGCAGACUCUGAGAAUCCCUGCGGAUGCAAACAUUUUCACUGUGUGAGAAGUGCAGUGUGUGUGGAUGGAUAUAGGGGAAUAAUGAGACCAGGACAAACUUUGAUGGAGCACAGUGCUUUGGGAGUCUGUUAUACCACCAGAUGCACGCACUCAUUUGACUCUGCUACUGGGUUCUACCUCAUAAAAGCAACCAGUAUUAACUGCACUGCACAGUGUCUGCCAAACCAGGUUUAUCUACCCCCUAAAGACCAGAGUGCAUGUUGUGGAGUGUGUAAGAAUGUAUCCUGUAUGUACCACAAUGACAGUGGAUCACUAGUUUUGUACAAGCCUGGGAAGAGCUGGGUGUCUGACUGCAUGCGCUAUGAAUGUGCAGACACACAGUCUGGACCAGUACUGGUGUCUUACUCUUAUAGCUGCCCCCCCUUUAAUGAAACAGAGUGCAUGAAGAUUGGAGGCACAGUAAUGACAUACAUGGAUGGAUGCUGCAAAACAUGCACUGGACAGUCAAUCUUCCCCUUCCUUGUUAACACACUGAAACCCACCACUAGUACUAACUGUGACCGAGGCAAAGAGGAUGGAAAAUCAUGUCAGAAAGUCACUGUGCGGAUGACAAUAAGGAAAAAUGAUUGCCGGAGCAAUAGACCAGUGAACAUAGUGUCCUGUGAUGGCAAGUGCCCUUCAGCUAGUAUUUACAACUACAAUAUCAACACUUAUGCACGGUUUUGUAAAUGCUGUAGGGAGAUGGGUCUUCAGCGGCGCUCUGUCCAGCUGUACUGCAGCGGCAACUCCACAUGGGUAAACUACUCAAUCCAAGAACCUACAGACUGCUCUUGCCAGUGGUCAUAAAACACACAUACACACAUGCCUCAAAUGAAAAUGUCAGCUUCACAACUCUGUAUAUUCAUAUUCUCUAGAAUAACAAAGGGCAUUCUAAAACUGGAUAAAAAUUUAUACUGUUGUAACUUGAACAUGUAUUUCUGAACUUGAAUAUAUUUUAUACAGAGUUACACUGGCAAACAUUCAGAAAUAUUUACCUAGCUGAAUAUGCUUUUGCUCAUGGCUUGUACAGUUCUCCUUUUGGAAUUUGAUGUGAGGGGGAAAAAAGGAGCAAACCAGAAAAAUUCAAUAAACUUGGUAAACAUAUUAGAUGCAUUUAUAGAAAACGUUACUUCUUAAUGUACUUCUUAAGUGAUUGAUUACUGAAUAUAUUAAUCUGUUGCCUUUUAAUAACUAAAAUUGUGCUGUGUUUUGUAAACAUUAACUAUUUAUAAUAUUAUGAGUACAACUUCAAAGUCCAUGAGAACUAGAACACACUGAAGAAAAAAAAUGAUAUUUGGUCAAACUGAUAAUUGUAGUAUUAUAAUUGAUAAUGAGUGUUUAAGACUAAUUUUAAAUACUUUAUGAAUCUUCCUACCUAAGCAAUUUAUUUUCUGAAUAUACUGUGUAUCAUAGUACAUUAUAUGUGCAGUGUAUUUUCAUUUUCAAUAAAACAAUUAUUUUUUAAAAAUGAUUUGAUUUACUCC
This is a messenger RNA of Hemibagrus wyckioides, 10254 nucleotides long. It is a transcript of the gene otog, whose product is annotated as otogelin. The record is from RefSeq and is a predicted model, not a curated record. The transcript is spliced from 57 exons. NCBI's taxonomy places the organism in Eukaryota, Metazoa, Chordata, Actinopteri, Siluriformes, Bagridae. Bases 119 to 9577 code for a protein of 3152 amino acids. Gene Ontology annotation, molecular function: protein binding; alpha-L-arabinofuranosidase activity. Gene Ontology annotation, biological process: L-arabinose metabolic process. Gene Ontology annotation, cellular component: extracellular matrix.